GUUUGCGGAAGUAGGACGCUGCAUUAGCCUGUUAGCUCAAAUCCAAAACAGUGGAGAUGUUUUGUUGUUAAAUCUUCGGGGGAUCGGAUAUAAUCCCGGAAAUCACUUUGACUGUGUCCGGUGCUCAUACCUCAUAUCUGUGUGUGUUUGUCAGACGGUUGGAAACAAGUGAAACAGCUCAGCGGCAGAGAUGGAGGAUUCUAGUGGCACCGGGGGAGAGACUGUGGCUGCAUCACCAAGUGCACCCAAGUCAAAGCUGGACACACUAUCCAAAGAUGACCUUAUCAAGUUUGCCAAGAAGCAGAUGGCAGCUAUGCAGAAAAUGAAAAGCAAAUGUGCCGAUUUAGAGAAAGAAGUAGAAUCUCUCAAACAGCAACCGAAAAACAGUAACAGCAGUUCAGAUGACACGCUGAUACAGGAGCUGACUGAGAGAAUGGAUGCUUUAUUACUAGAGAAGGCAGAAACUCAGCAAAGCCUUUCAUUGACUCGUAAAGAUCUGGAGAAGACUAAACAACAAGCCAAGGAUGACCUAGCAGCACUGCAAGGAGAGCUGGACCGUGUGAUAGCAGACCAUCAGAGCAGGAUCCAGGCACUCGAGAACAGCAUCGAGGAGUGUAAUAUUAAACAUAAAGAAGAAGUUGCAUCUUUCCAGAAACUACUGAAAGAGCGAGAGGAGAGUGACAGGGAGAGAGAAUGUGAAAGAGAGAGGGAACGUACUGCUGCAAAAGACAGCACAGAAGAAGUCCAACGAUACUUGGAAGCUCAGUUAGAAACCCUUCAAGCUGAACUUGAAGCAAUUCAAAAUCAAAAAUCCAUGGAGUCGUCUGAGCUGCAAGAGAGCUAUCGGAGUGAGUUGACGAAGGCCCAGCAGGAGGUGGAGAACCUGAGGGAGGAGCUGGCUCAGAAGAGCUUGCAGCACGAGGAGGAAAUGAGAGCCCUGGAGGAAGACUGCGAGAUCGAACGGGAGCGUCUGCUGCUACUCCACGAGGAGCUGACUGAGCAGCUCGCACUCAAAGACAGCUAUUUGCAGGAUGUACAAGAGGAAGAUGAAGAGCCUCCUCGUGGUUCAGGGAUCGCUAAAAUGUUGGAGUUGUCCCGCUGUCAGGGUGCGUCUCCACAUGGUGACGGAGACGAGACAGACAUAGGAAGACUGAAAGCAGUGGUGGACGAUCUUCAAGCCCAGAACACCAUGUUACAGGAUGAGCUGACCCUGCUCAGUAACGUUAAAGGUGAGCUGGAGGCUGAGCUGGAGAGGACCAGAGAAGAGUUCCAUAUGGAGAGAGAGGAGCUGGAGUUCAAAGUCAAUGAGCUGCAGAUGAACCGGGAAGGUACCAGCACUGACUCGACAACUCUCAGUCUUAUGAGUACUGAUGGUGGUGAACACAAAGAAGUCCUAGAUGAGUUCCAGCUCCAGGAUCCUUUUGCAUGUCCGUCCAAAGAUCCAGCUGUUGGUCCCAAAAAAGACCAAAAUCUCUUAAAUCUUGAGGAGCAGCAAAAACUGAACCAAGAGCUGAAGGACCAGUGUGAGGCCUUGGCCAGGGAUCGGGACUCGAUCCUGGCUGAGUGUCAGCAGAUGAGGGACAUCCUUCAAGGUGUGGAGACAGAGCUGGGUCAGAAGACAGAAGACUUUGUUCUUCAGUACAGCGCCAUGAAGGAACAGGGGGCCAGGGCUGUUCAGGAGCUCCAAGAUAAGGUUCAACAACUCGGUGAGGAGAGGGAUGGACUAGAGGAGAGGGUCAGGGAGAUCACAGAGGAGAAACACACCUUGAUGGAAAACAUGGAGGACCUGAAGGUAAAGUUUAAAGCUCUCCAAGAAGAGGAUCAGAAAGUCUCUGAAGAUGUAGAGGAACAAAAAAUUGUUGCCUCUGAGCUGAAACACUCUGUAGAGGAACUAACCAGACAGAAGGAGGAGUUCCUUUCCCAGCUGCAGGUGAAGGAGAACAUGGCUGAAGAACUGAAAAAGACCGUUGACACGUUGGUUGAAGAGCGAGACAAAAUACAAUCUGUGCUUCAACUUCGGGAAGAGGAAAUACUAAGACUUAACAGAGAAAGAGCCAAAGAAUUCGAAAGCCUGGUGGAGGAGAAGGAUGAGGAUUUGAAAAACCUGAAACAAGAGAGGGAAGAUGAAGUUCAGCAUCUAAAGGAAGAGCGAGAAAAGAUGGAGGAGAGUCUGAGGGAGGAGCUGGGAAGGUCAGAGCAGACUAUUAAAAACCUCUCAACUGAAAACGAUGACCUGCACCAGAAAAUGGAAGGCAUGUCCUCACAGCUUCUCCAACUCCAGGAAGAGAAGGGACUUUCCAAUUCAAAGUUGGCAACGUUGGAGGCUCAACUGGAACACGAAACCACUGAGAAGAAAGACCUCGAGGUGAAGUUGAAUGCAUUAACAGAGGAGGUGUCACAGGCCCAUGAAACCAUCAGAGCUCUGGAGCAGAAUCAAUCUGAAGUAGUUAGAAUCUCCACUGAGGAGGUCCAGGAGCUCCAGACACGUAUAGAUGAGCUGGAGAAAGAGAGAAACCUGCUGAGGGUUCGGCUUGAAGAGGUCAAAGGGGAGGUAAGAAUGAAGGUGCAGGAGGAGCUCCAGGUUCAUAUCAAAGACCUGGAGAAGGAGAGGAACAUGCUGCAAACCAACCUGGAGGAGGUGGUGAAGGACACUGAAGCUCUACAGAAAGACCUGGAGGAUAUGAAAGCUGUCAACGAGAAGAUUAAUGAAGAAAACAAGACGCUCCAGACUCAAAUUUCUCUCCUAACUGAAGAGAAAGAAGAAAAACAGAAAGAGGAACAGGAGCAAGAGAUGGAGAACAUGGAAAAAGAGAGGAGAGAAUACAAAGACCAGCUGACAGAGAAGGACUCGCUCAUAUCUCAGCUGAGGGACGAGGUGGCUGCUCUUCAGAAGUCUGCUGCCCAAUCGGUUUCUUCUGAGGAAAAUAUUGACAGUGACUUCGCAAAUAAAAUAGCUCUUCUGGAGAAAGAAAACAAAGAAAGGGAAGAGAAGAUGAAUAAAAUCAAGGCAGUCGCUGUCAAAGCAAAGAAGGAACUGGACUCCAGCAAGAAAGAGAUUGCUACCCUUAAGGAAGAAAUAGAAUCACUGAAAGCAGAGAGGGAGAGGGUCAACAGCUCAAUGAAAGAUAUCAUUCAUGGUGCUGAAGGCUACAAGAACCUGCAGAUAGAUUACGACAGGCAGACAGAGCGACUGGAUAAGGAGAGAGAGAAGGUGGAGGCGGCGGAGAGACAGAUCGCUGAGCUGACCAAACGACUCAGCAAUGCUGUCACACAGAACGAGACGCUGAGCAGUGAGAAGGAGGACCUGCUGGCCGGCAUGGAGACCAUGAGGAGCACAGUGAGGCAGAUGGAGGCACAGAACCAGGAGCUUCAAAGACAUUCAACCAGUCUGCAAAAAGACAUACAGGCUGAGAGAGCUCUGAAAGAACAUAAGAUUAAGGAGUUGUCAUCUGCCAUGAAGGACGUAGAGGAACUGACAGCCCAGCUACGCAAGCAGCAGCAGCAGUCUCAGCAGACCGCCCAGGAGCUGGAGCAGCUACGCAAGGAGGCGCAGCAGAGCUCUCUGUUGGACAUGGAGAUGGCUGACUAUGAGCGCCUCGUGAAGGAACUCAAUGGGAAACUUGCAGAAGGAGAAGAGUGUGUCGCAGAGUUCAAGUCUCAGAUAAAUAGUCUCAACCAGAGGGAGGACACACUCAAACAGGAGAUCGAGGCUUUGAAGACCCAGUUGGACCAAGGGGAGGAGAAGACCUCCAAGAUGAAACAGCUGCUGGUAAAGACCAAGAAGGACUUGGCUGAUUCCAAGAAACAGGAGUCCUCCCUAAUGAUGCUGCAGGCCUCCUUGAGAGGAGAGCUCGAGGCAAACCAGCAGCAACUAGAAAGCGCUAAGAUUGAGGUGUGUGAGCUGACAGCUGAGAGUCAUCGGUUGCAGGAGCAGCUCAGGUCUGCGUUGGAACAGCAACAAAGAACCAGCAGCUCCCUGCAACAACGAAUCAGCAUCCUUCAGCAGGAAAGAGACACUGCAAAGGCUGAACUGGAGACAACAGCAAGCGAGUUUGAGAGUUACAAGGUGAGAGUCCACAACGUCCUCAAACAGCAGAAGAGCAAAACCACAGCCCAGACUGAAGGAGAUUCUGGCAAAUUAGAGAGGGAGCAGCUGUCGUCUCAGGUAGAACAGCUGAGGUCCAGGUUGGCUGAGAGCCAGCAGAGCCUCCACAGCACCACAGCUGAGCUGCAGCAGCUCCAGACCGAGCACGACACUCUGCUAGAGAGACACAACAAAAUCCUCCAGGAAACUGUUAGCAAAGAAGCAGAGCUGCGUGAGAGGCUGCUGUCAGUGCAGUCAGAGAAUGGGUCUCUCCGGGCAGAGGCGAACCAGGCUCAGGCCGACCUGUCCAACCAGGUGGAGGCCCAGCGUCAAACCUACAGGGAACAACUGAGGAAGCUGCAAGACGAGCACCGAGCCACUGUGGAAACCCUGCAGGGUCAGCUGACCCGCAUAGAGGAGCAACUCUUCAACCUGCAGAGCCAGAACACUGAACCGGGUGCUGUGUCGGCCCAGUCCAGCCGGAAGCCCCUGGUGUCAGACCCCCAGCGCAGAAACACAGAUCCAAACCAGGCAGGUCUGGGACUAGUGGUCCUCAGUGACCUCCAGUCUAUGGCCAGAGAGGAGGGAGAAGGCAUGGAAAUGACAGAAACUGAGAGCCCCUCACCAACUCUUACGCCCCUACCCUCCCUAGAGCAACUCCUUACAUCCCCAGACCCCAAACAAGAGCCAUUUGUUUGGACGGUGGAGCCAACCAAAGAAGAGUUAAGUCAAAAGCUGAGCACAGCCACUCGCAGCAUGGAGCAUAUGAACAGCCUGCUGCAUGAAACUGAAGCCACCAAUGCAGUUCUCAUGGAGCAGAUCACUCUGCUAAAGAGUGAAGUUCGCCGUCUUGAGCGAAACCAGGAGAGGGAGAAGAGCGUGGCCAACCUGGAGUAUCUGAAGAACGUCCUUCUGCAGUUCAUCUUCCUCCAGUCUGGCAGCGAGAGGCAGGCGCUUCUGCCCGUCAUUCACACAAUGCUGCAGCUGAGCCCAGAGGAGAAGAGCAAACUGGCGGCUAUUGCACAAGGUGAGGAAGAGGGAUCUGGAUCUAGGGGGACGGGCUGGACCUCCUACCUCCACAGCUGGUCUGGGAUCAGAUAGACUCAAUGACCAACCUGACACUGGACGCAAGAUGUUACUGAGCAUUUUUCUGUGAAAAUUUGUACUUAAGGGAUCUACAGAAACAUUAACAGAUGACUGGGAGAUUAAAUGGGUAAUUUACAUUUAUCUGUGACACAAUAGAAGGGACCAAGGAAUGUAUCGGUGUAAUAAUGAAGGAGGUAUGUAGUAGUGACACUCAAAACCAAAAUAUUUUACUUGUAUUGAUAUAAAUGUGCAGUGGAAUACACUUUAUUUACUAUGUAUGAUGAAAGCACUUCCUGUAAGUGCAGCUUAUAAAACGUAAUGUGUCAUUAUUAGUGCUAUGAAAACAUUCUGGGAGGAUUUAUUAAGUGUAUGUAGCAGGAGACUCACUGAACUGCAUCAUACACGAGUUGCACAAAUUUAAGUGGAAAUCCUUAAAAUUAAAGGUAUAAUGUCAACUUGAAAUAUUAAGACAUUUGGCAAGAAAAGUUUACUUACUACUUACACUUUAAAUGGGCAUUUAUUACCAAAUCCUUAAUGGACUCACAUAUCUUCUGCAUUUCAAAUAUAUUUGAGAGCAUAUUGCUGCAUUUUACCUUUUUUUUAAUUUAAUUUUUUUAAUUUUACUUAAAGCAGUCACUGGUUUCAGUCUCAUCGGCUAAAAAUAAACACGAGCCUUUUCUUAAGUAAACAUUUAAACAACAUAUAACGGAGCUUUUAAAUCUAAAUGCCAGACCUGCACAUCCACGGUUCAGCUUUUAGGGCUGAAACCUGUUCGACCACUGGUGUGUUUCCAAUGUGUGUUGUAAUCUCACUUCAGUUACAAAAGGUGCAUUUCUAACAUUCUCAGGUUCAUCUGACCAACAUAACUGAUUAUCUUCUCAUCAUAUUAUCCUGUUUUUGACUGACUGUGCUGUUUUUCAACAAUGACUCACAUCCUGGUUAUAAUUCACUGAGUUGUCUCAUCCUUCAGAGGUUGGUUUGUAAUAAUUUCUGUUUGUCCCUUUUUGAUUUACUGUAACUGUUGUGGAUGUUAUUUAAUACCAAAUUAUUAUGGCAGUGAUUUAUAUGUGUGUGUUUGGAAGUACUUGUUCAUUCGGUUGUCAUGCUGCUGUUGAAUUACUGGACGUGACAGAUUGCGUUGCAUGGUUAAUCUGCACACCUGUCUCAAUGAACUACCAUUUUCUUGCAAGCACAUUCAUCCUGCUGAAGUGUCCUUGAGCAAGGCCCGCAGAUGCUGUUUGUUACAAUGUCUCACUCUUUUAUCCUCUCUGUAGAGGCAGCAAAAAAAACCACAACAAAACAAAAAAACGUUCUGCACAAAGCACACAUUCACCCACAAGUCACCGGCUUCAGUUUUGUCAUUCCAGUGGCAGCUUUUUGGGAUUCCUUCAGAUUAAGUGAAUGUAUUUUUACCCCAGGCUUUUAUAUUUAUGACAGUUUAUGUUAACGAAAGCUGCGAAAUAUUCCUGCGACUGUAAAAUCUAAUCUGUAAAAUAAUAAAUGAGCAUUUUGAUCGACUGUUGCGAGUGACAGUGAGACUUGUUUUAUAAAAAGGCACCAGU
Sphaeramia orbicularis (orbiculate cardinalfish) is the source of this 6732-nucleotide messenger RNA. It is a transcript of the gene gcc2, whose product is annotated as GRIP and coiled-coil domain containing 2. Lineage: Eukaryota; Metazoa; Chordata; Actinopteri; Kurtiformes; Apogonidae. Gene Ontology annotation, biological process: late endosome to Golgi transport. The transcript is spliced from 25 exons. Bases 191 to 5185 code for a protein of 1664 amino acids. The record is from RefSeq and is a predicted model, not a curated record. Gene Ontology annotation, cellular component: Golgi apparatus.